AUGAGUCGCAAGGGAGACAGCGUAACUUCCGCCAUUUCUCGCCAUUCUCAUUCGACGAGAACAGCUUCGGCCAUUUCCUUGGCCCGACCGGCGAGAUAUCGCCAAUUUGAAAUCGACAGUGAUGAAAACGAAGAUGCCCCGGAUUCAGACCAUGAUGCUACACUUUCAGAUGGAGCCCCUUCCAGAAACCCUCAAGGACCACAACCUGACACCAAGCCAGAAGAUACCGGACCUGAGGACCAAGCUGACAAGCAAGACAACAUCAUAUGUGGCAAGCUAAAGAGCAAGUGCCGACUCCGCCUCCAUAAAGAACUUCGAAGCAGUGGCGAACGGGCAGCCCCACGUUGGUAUGAAGGAGUCCCAUCUACCAAGGACAUUGACAAGGAAACUGGGGAAUUUAUUAUUCACGGUCAACAAUAUGGUCAGUGUCGGACCGAGAAGGAAAUGGACGAGCAUCUCAACCGAGUCUCCACUGAGGUUCUCUCCAUCUCAGACGACGAGGAAGAGCAUGAUGACACCGAUGUCAAUACUAGCAAAGUGGAUUCUGAGGGACAAUUCUUGGAUGGCUCAGACAACGAUCACCAAGACGACCUUGACCGAAUCAAUGAACUGAUCGCUGAGAUCGAAGAGGCAAAGUUGAAGAAGCUGAAAGCGGAGAAGGCAAGAGUGGAGGCAAAGAAGGCGGCAAGCCAGUCUCCUCGUAAGAAGAAGCGCACCCCAACCCGGAAGAAAACUAGGGCAACCUCCCAGAGGAAAGUUCCCAUCGCGAGAAAGAGGACACUGAAGGGAACAACGCCCAAACAAGUCACUAUUGAAGAAGGUAACAAUACUCUGAAGUCUCCCCCCCAGCCACCUACGACCGCCAGAAUACUCGAACCGGAGUUAGCGGCUGCUGAAACUCAGAACAAUCAGCCCGUCCUCCAAUCUGUCCUUGAAGCCAUCCAUCCCUACUUUGUAAAGCUUCAGGACUCAGCGGAUAAAAUGAGCAACGCAGCCAGACGGAUGGAGCAAGAACGAGAAGAAGCAAGAUUGCGAAUGUCCGCUAUCAACAUGGGACAGGAACAACCACAUCCUUCUGGUCCAACUCUGGUGGAUGGGACCCGACCAAUCAGUGCCAACCCCAUCCACAAUCCAGCAUCAACGGCUCCAGCAAUAUCCCCUGAAGAACCCCUGAGGCCGGCUUUCCACCAGGCCACGAUCAAGAGCUACCAAGCGGACAGUUCUAAAGGCAAUGAGGAGGAAAUCCAUGGAGUUUCUAUUACAAGUCUAGAUAUCGAUCGAGCAAUGAUGCCGGAGGGUCUCAAGAACGCCAAAAUUAAAGGAUUGUGGGACAGAGCAAGCGAUAUGGCGGCAUUACCAGGUAAGUGCUCGCCAGGAGGGGGUGAUAGUGAAAGUGGUGGAGCAGGUGAGGAAGUGAUGAACCAGCUCCUGGAAACCUUUGGGUCGGACAGCACCAAGAUCGCCCUGCUAGACACUGGCUAUUGUCGAAAAGGUCGCCAUGGACUUGGCCUCAUCACCAGCAGCAACAAACUCCACGAAGCCUGCCAGAAGAUCCUCAAGAAAGAAGAAGACACCUUCAAGAAUCAACGCUUCCAGUUCCUACACUACCUGGUCCGACUGGGCUAUUCGACUGAAUUUGUGGAAGAUUACGUUGAACGAGGUCUGAUGCCCCGCAUCAUCAAGGAAACCUAUGUCAACUUCUUGGCCCUUCUCAACAAGAUCCGCCACAAAGAUAUGGGCUCGGAUGAAGCCUGGGAAGACUCGGAGGCCUACGUCAUACUCCAGGUCCACUCGGAGAAUCUCCUGGACAUCCGCACAAACUCCAACAGCAAGAAGAUGUUGCUCCUCCAAAAUUACAUCUACCUACGCAAUGCCCGCAAGAAGGACUUUGACAGCAACACCAUCACUGAAAAGAACAUUGGAAGGGUCGACAAGAUGAAUCAGAAGCUCCAAAGGGAGUUGGAAUCUCUUCAGGCGGCCAAGGGUCGAGGAGGCCGGGAACCUACCAAGGACAAGGACAAGGACAAGGACAAGGAAGGAGAUUCGACCCUCAAAAAGUGUUCUCAAUGCAAGAGUCGAACCAUGCACACUGCCUUGAAACUGGAGCACAACAAGACUGUUUGCCCCCUGGCAAGGCAUGCCGGCUCAUGGGCCAAGGUCGCGGCGGAACAAGUUGCCACUGCCGUCUUAGCAAACAAAGAGCGCCCAGUUGGAGAUAUUAUCAAGGAAGUCUCAGACAACUGGCCCAAGAAAUCCUAA
This is a messenger RNA of Cylindrotheca closterium, 2259 nucleotides long. The record is from the annotation of a GenBank genome assembly. NCBI's taxonomy places the organism in Eukaryota, Bacillariophyta, Bacillariophyceae, Bacillariales, Bacillariaceae.